Messenger RNA from Trichoderma reesei QM6a, 2796 nucleotides. It is a transcript of the gene mus38, whose product is annotated as DNA repair protein. The record is from RefSeq and is a predicted model, not a curated record. Gene Ontology annotation, molecular function: single-stranded DNA endonuclease activity; damaged DNA binding; single-stranded DNA binding. The transcript has 3 exons. Lineage: Eukaryota; Fungi; Ascomycota; Sordariomycetes; Hypocreales; Hypocreaceae. The coding region runs from base 1 to 2796 and encodes 931 amino acids. Gene Ontology annotation, cellular component: nucleotide-excision repair factor 1 complex. Gene Ontology annotation, biological process: resolution of meiotic recombination intermediates; nucleotide-excision repair involved in interstrand cross-link repair; double-strand break repair via single-strand annealing, removal of nonhomologous ends.
AUGUCGACCAGCAAUGCGCCGCAGCCAGUCAAACUAUCGCUGCCUCUGGAAUACCAGCAGCAGCUGUUCCAGGAGCUCCGAGCUGAGGAUGAGCUUGUGAUUCUCGCCCGUGGCCUGGGCCAGAUGCGCAUUGUCACAAACCUGCUACACUCCUACGAUGCUGCGGGAAGCAACCUCAUUGUCGUCGUUGGCGCCAACGAGCGCGAGAACAAUUGGAUUGGCGAAGCCCUGGCCGAGCAUGCCGCCAUCAGUGCGUCCCCCAAAGCACGGGGGUUGACCGUUGUCAACACCGACUCCCAGACCGUCGCUGCCAGGGAGAAGAUGUAUGCAAAUGGAGGCAUUUUCAGCAUCACGUCUCGCAUUCUCGUGGUCGAUCUCCUGACAGGACUGCUGAACCCCGAGCUCAUCACCGGCAUCAUCGCCCUUCAUGCCGAUCGUAUCAUCGCCACAUCGCUGGAAGCCUUCAUUCUCCGGGUGUAUAGGCAGAAGAACAAGAUUGGCUUUCUCAAAGCCUUCUCAGACAAUCCGGAUCCGUUCACAACGGGGUUCUCGCCAUUGGCCACCAUGAUGAGAAAUCUCUUCCUCAAAAAAGCGUCCCUUUGGCCCAGGUUCCACGUCACCGUGGCCCAGUCCCUCGAAGGCAAGAAAAAGGCCGAGGUCAUUGAGCUUGAAGUACCCAUGACGGACUCGAUGAGGGACAUUCAGAAUGCCAUCAUGGACGCCCUACUCAAGAACUUUGACGUCUUGGUUCGCCGCCAACUGGAUCCAAACUGGCACCGCGUCAGCUGGAAGACGCGCCAGAUUGUCAACGACUUGACUAUUCUGCGUGGACUUCUCAGCAACAUCCUCACUUAUGAUGCCGUGUCCUUUCUCCAGCACCUCGAUACCAUACACGCGGCGCACUCUCCUCCUCCCGGAUCGACCCGGCAGUCUCAGUCUCCCUGGCUGUUUCUGGACGCUGCCCAGACCAUCUUCGAUACGGCACGCAGGCGUGUCUACUCUGCCAGUCCCAAGAGUGUGUCGCAAAGCGGUGAGAACAUUGAUUCUCUGCGCCCUGUCCUUGAGGAGCUGCCGAAAUGGGGCAUACUGGCAGAGGUCUUGGAGGAAAUUGAUCGAGACCUCUUCUAUGAGCCACAGGUCCGAGAUGACUCUAACGGGGGCAUACUGAUCAUGUGCUCAAACACGGAUACGUGCAGACAGCUGCGCGACUACCUUCAGACUAUGCACGUGAAGCCCAAGAAUGUAGACAGAGAUAGGCUGUCCGUCGCAGACGACCCCGAGCUUGAGCGCGAGCGUGCUGAGGAAGCCCAUAAACCGUCUGCCAACUUUAUGCUCAGGAGGAAGCUUCGGAACUAUCUGAGAUGGAAGAGACAGUUUGCGCAGGUCAGUGCCACCUUGUUUGCUGAGAAUCAGAAAGCCCUCAACGGCGCCACGGAUGCGCGGCCUGGGCAUGGCGGAAGCCUCAGGGGCGGCAAGGCCCCAGCAAACAAACGGCGGAGAACGCGUGGAGGGGGCAACAUCGGAGGCUCUAUGAUCAUGUCCGGGCGUGCCGAUAACGGGAGCAUCGCGCAGUACUUCGAGAAGCCGGGGGAGGUGGCCGAUCUGAUGGCGGAGGUUCAGAUCACGGAAGAGGAAGCGCUGCAGCAGAAAGAAGAUAUUGCCGCCGACCCGCUCGAGAACAUGGAGGACUAUUAUCAGCUGUACGAUAUGCAGGACUUGGUCAUUGUCCACGCCUACGAUGGAGACCAGGAUGAGCAUGUGCUAGAGGAGGUCAAGCCGCGCUACAUCAUCAUGUACGAGCCCGACGCCUCCUUCAUCCGCCGCGUAGAGGUGUACCGCUCCUCGCACAACGACCGCAACGUCAAGGUCUACUUCCUGUACUAUGGGGGUUCGGUGGAGGAGCAGCGGUAUCUAUCGUCGGUCAGGAGAGAAAAGGAUGCCUUCACCAAGCUCAUCAAGGAGCGGGCAAGCAUGUCGCUGGUCAUGACCGUGGAUCCGCACGGCAUCGAGGACCCGCAGGAGGCCUUUCUACGCACCGUCAACACGCGCAUCGCCGGAGGCGGCAAGCUGGCGGCCACGGCAGAGCCUCCACGGGUCGUUGUCGACGUGCGAGAGUUCCGGUCCUCGCUGCCGUCCCUGCUGCACGGGCGCUCCAUGGUGGUGGUGCCGUGCAUGCUCACGGUGGGCGACUACAUCUUGUCGCCCAACAUCUGCGUGGAGCGAAAGUCCAUCAGCGAUCUCAUCUCGUCCUUCAAGGACGGCAGGCUGUACAGCCAGGCCGAGACCAUGUUCCAGCACUACAAGAACCCCAUGCUGCUCAUCGAGUUUGAUCAGAACAAGUCCUUCACGCUGGAGCCAUUCGCGGACCUCUCCGGCAGCCUCAACAGCGUCGCCCCAACCAACGUCUCAUCGGAUCUCCAGUCCAAGCUCGUGCUGCUGACGCUCGCGUUCCCCAAGCUCCGCAUCAUCUGGUCGUCGUCGCCGUACGAGACGGCCGAGAUAUUCGCCUCCCUCAAGACGCUGGAGCCCGAGCCCGAUCCGAUCGCGGCGGUGCAGGCGGGCCUGGACAAGGAUUCCAGGGUGGAGGACCAGGUCUUUAACCAGGAGCCUCAGGAGAUGCUGUCCAUCGUGCCGGGCGUGACGCCGCAAAACAUCAAGAGCCUGGUGCUAGACACGGAGAACAUACGGGAGGUGGCCAACAUGACGGAAAAAGAGCUAGAGCCCAUCGUGGGCAAGGCUUCGGCCAGGCAGAUUUACGGCUUCUUUAACAGAAAUGUGAUGGAAGAGGAGGACUAG